UUUGAUAAAUACAAUCGGCAAACGCGCGGGGUUUGCAGUUACUUCUUCCUUCUUCUUCUGCUUCUUCUUCUUCUUCAGCUUUCUUGAUUUCCUCUUUUCAACUAAAUCUCUAAACUGAAACAACACUCGGCUCUCUACUCUUCCCUCUUCACCAUCUUUUUGUUCCUUCAUAGACAUGACGCACCUAUAAUAUGAGAGGGACAAUAUGUGAAACUAAAGCUUCUUCAAAGAGGAGUAGUAGCAGUAGCAGUAGUAGCCCACCAGGUGUUAAUACCUUUGGCCGGAAAUGGGGAAGAAAGGAGGCGGUUGGUUUUCAUCUGUGAAGAAAGUUUUCAAGUCUUCUCCUGUUAAGGAAUUACCAGAAAGAAAGAAGGACAAUACAGAAAAAUGGCAACUUCAGGCCCCGGAGGAAGUGACGUUUGAACAUUUUCCAGCGGAGAGUUCUCCAGAUGUGACUAAUAAUGAAGAGAGCAGUACUACAUCAACUCCAUUGUCGGUUGAAGAUAGAAACCAUGCCAUUGCAGUUGCAAUGGCAACUGCUGCUGCGGCUGAAGCUGCUGUUGCUGCUGCACAAGCUGCUGCUAAAGUUGUCCGACUGGCUGGCUAUGGCCGUCACUCGAGAGAAGAAAGAGCUGCUACCCUUAUACAAUCAUACUACAGGGGUUACCUUGCUCGACGUGCCUUGCGUGCAUUGAAGGGACUAGUGAGGCUGCAAGCCCUGGUGAGAGGUCAUAAUGUACGCAAGCAAGCACAGAUGACUAUGAGGUGCAUGCAGGCACUUGUACGCGUACAGGCAAGAGUGAGAGCCCGGAGACUUCAACUAGCUCACAGAAAACUCCAAAAGAAGGUUGAGGAGGAAGAAGAGGAAGAAGAAGAAGAAGGACGAAGGAGAUCAGUGGAUGAAAGAUUCAAUCCAAAUAGCCCAUUGACGGGUUAUGGAUCAACUGAAGGAUGGGAUAACAGACAUCAAAGUAUUUCAGCAAGAAUCAAGGAAGAUUCUUCAAGGAAACAUGAUGCUGUCAUGAAGAGGGAGAGAGCCCUUGCUUAUGCUUAUGCCUACCAGCAGCAACAACACCACCAUCAGCAACCCUUGCAAUCCGAUCCAAAUGGUAAAGAGAUGGGAUUCUACGAGAACGAAAGGGAGAAGGCGCAGUGGGGCUGGAAUUGGCUGGAGAGGUGGAUGUCAUCGCAGCCAUAUCAUGCACGUCAUUUGGGGCCAAAUGAAGCUUCUUAUAUGACAUUGACAACCACUACAACCACCACCGAUGACAUGUCAGAGAAGACGGUGGAGAUGGACGUGGUCACACCACCAGGCAUCAUUAGUAACAUCAACAAUGGUCUACUGGACACACCUCCAUACCUAACUAAGCAUCAAAGACAAUCAAGCUUAAACAACUAUGUCCCCAGUUACAUGGCCUCAACUCAAUCAGCCAAAGCAAAGGUACGUAGCAGUCAGGGCACAGUCAAGCAGCCGCAGCCGCAGCGUAGCCCAUAUGUUCAGUGGAACUCAUCCACAAGGAAAGGAUCAGUUGCUGGCUCAGGCUGUGACUCCUCAAGUUCAGGUGGAGGAACAGCUCCUUUCCAGGCACCAAGGAGUCGCCCCAAGAAUAAUGGGAGGCGCCUCCAGUUUUGAUGGGUAUAUAUAGAGCCCAUAUUCCAAUACGUCGAUGAUGAUUGGAAGUUGCCUCUCCUUGAUUGUCAUGGUUGGAGGCAUGAUUUUAGUUAAUGAUUUAUAUGACCUUUCUUUCAUCUAUCUUUAUACAUAACUUAUCGUUGUUCGAUGUUUGCCAUUUGGUGAUGUGAUAAUCUACCAGUCCUUAAAACGCUUGGUUUUGGAUCAACUUUAUUCUUUCACGUAGAUUACUGUUUGUGAAACUCGAGUUACCUUACCAAAAAAUUAUCGGUGCAAUUUUUUUA
This is a messenger RNA of Ricinus communis (castor bean), 1917 nucleotides long. RefSeq names its product protein IQ-DOMAIN 21. The record is from RefSeq and is a predicted model, not a curated record. NCBI's taxonomy places the organism in Eukaryota, Viridiplantae, Streptophyta, Magnoliopsida, Malpighiales, Euphorbiaceae. Gene Ontology annotation, molecular function: protein binding.